This is a messenger RNA of Penicillium cataractarum, 1053 nucleotides long. RefSeq lists its product as uncharacterized. Bases 1 to 1053 code for a protein of 350 amino acids. Gene Ontology annotation, biological process: catechol-containing compound metabolic process. Lineage: Eukaryota; Fungi; Ascomycota; Eurotiomycetes; Eurotiales; Aspergillaceae. The record is from RefSeq and is a predicted model, not a curated record. Gene Ontology annotation, molecular function: catechol 1,2-dioxygenase activity; ferric iron binding. The transcript is spliced from 3 exons.
AUGUCUCUCGCCACUGAAAACAAAGAUCCCAUCGAGGUUUCUGCACUUGAUAGUGUCAGCGAUCGCACCAAAGCGAAAUGGGCUGCUGGUUCCCCAGAGGACAUUGCGGCUCGCCUCCCUCCGAUCUUGGACUUGACCAUCGAGAAUAUCACUGAAAAUGUGAUGCAAAUCAACUCCAUGUGCGACAACCCUCGCCUUCGAUAUCUUAUCACAAAGCUUGUGAAGGCUUCGCAUGACUAUGCCCGGGACGUGAACUUGCAAUUCGAUGAAUGGGAGCAAGCCUGGCAGUUUCUCACUCGUGUCGGCCGAAUCUCCACCGAUGUCCGUCAUGAGUUCGUCCUCCUGUCGGAUAUCCUAGGCAUUUCAGCUCUUGUUGAUGCCAUUUCAUACCCCGCUGUUCCUGGUGCGACCGAAUCAUCCGUGCUAGGUCCAUUUCACGACGAAGAGGCUCAUUCGUUUGAAUAUGGCGAGUCUAUCACUGCCGAUGGGACUCCCGGUGAGCCAACAAUUGUUCGUGGCUUCGUCCGCGACACCGAUGGUAACGUAGUUCCCAAGGCACUGAUCGACGUGUGGGAGACCGAUGGCAACGGGGUAUACGAUCUCGAAUACGCGGGUAGCCAAGAGCCUAAUUGCCGUGGCAAAAUCUUCACUGAUGCUUGUGGUCACUAUCUCUUCAAAUGUGUCAAGCCAGUGGCUUAUCCAAUCUCCAACGAUGGUCCGGUUGGAGAGCUUCUUCGCAAGUUGAAUCGACAUUGGUACCGACCUGCUCAUAUGCAUUUCAUGAUCAUGCAUCCCGAGUAUACCAAGUUGAUCACUGCGGUCUAUUCUAGUGAUAGCAAAUAUGUGGAGAGUGACACAGUUUUUGGCGUCAAGAAGAGCUUGAUCGUCGACUACCAAUGGUCUGAGGAUCUUGCAUUGGCCAAGCAGCACAAUUUAGUUCCCAUGGUGAGGAUUGUGGACGGUCGUGAAUCUCGAGGAUUCUGGUUUCUCGAUCAAGACUUUGUCCUGGUGAAGAAAACCCCACCUCCUCCGCGUAAGAUCCAAGAUGAUUGA